This is a messenger RNA of Closterium sp. NIES-65, 900 nucleotides long. The record is from the annotation of a GenBank genome assembly. NCBI's taxonomy places the organism in Eukaryota, Viridiplantae, Streptophyta, Zygnematophyceae, Desmidiales, Closteriaceae.
AUGUGGUGGUGUCCGGUACCGGCCAGUUUAAUUCGCCACCUGUUGCUACUGGAAUUGGAGCGGCUCGGUGUGGUGUUGGGUUCGCCCGACGUCUACCUUCCCGUUCCCCCUCCUCUAACUCCCCCGAUUCUUCCGUGGCCCGGCGUGCUUCCCUCUGGAAGCCUUUCUCAGGUCUGCCUCCCCUUCCAGUCGCUCCUCCUCAUCCGCCACCUCGUCCGCCCCGCGAUGCCUAUAUCGAUUGGUGAUGAGUAUUAUUCGUACUCGCCGCGGCCCUUUGUCGUGGCGUCGGCUGCAAUUGCCCCUCCAGCCGUGUCGUCCUCGGCGCCUGCGGCUAUGGGGAUGUUGCCUCUUCCCGCACCUCGAUCUGUGCCGUCAUCUGUGACUCAGGCUGGCCUUGUCCUUGCGCCUGCUGCGGCGCCCGUUCCCGUCGUAGCGUUGAUGUCUGCGCCUGCCGCGGGACCUGAUCCCGCGCCCGCGUCGUCGCCCGCUCCAGCGCUCGCCUUGGCGUCUGCUCCUGCGCCCGCUCCUGGGCUGGCUGCGGCGUCCGAUCCUGCGCACCCUCCUGCGCCCGCGCCGGUGGUUCCAUCUGUCCCCGUGGGGGUGUCGGCGCCCUUGCCUGCAGUCGCGGCGUCGUCUGGUGCUGAUGGGGCAGCCUCCAUGCCGCCACCUGCCGCUGCUGCUGCGGACCCGACUUACCGGCCACCUCCAGCCACCAGCGCCGGCCUAAGCUCGGCGGAGGUUCAAUCGGCUCGCGCGUCGCCUCCGGUUGCUCCUGCUCCUCUGCCUGCGGCAACACCAGCGCCGCCUCCGACUGUCCAAGUGGGUCCAGUUCCCGCACCCCUUGCUCCUGUUCCCCCUGCUCAACGUCAUCCUCGUGGAAGCGGUCCAGGGCAUGUCUGA